Drosophila innubila is the source of this 1800-nucleotide messenger RNA. RefSeq names its product peritrophin-48-like. Lineage: Eukaryota; Metazoa; Arthropoda; Insecta; Diptera; Drosophilidae. The transcript is spliced from 3 exons. Bases 19 to 1629 code for a protein of 536 amino acids. Gene Ontology annotation, molecular function: chitin binding. The record is from RefSeq and is a predicted model, not a curated record. Gene Ontology annotation, cellular component: extracellular region.
UUUCGACAAUUAACUACCAUGUCUGGGAAUUACCUUUUGGGAAGUAUCCUGUGCUUGGCCCUGGUCAAUGCCAUUGGUGCACAAGUGAUGGAGGGAACCUACAAUGUCACCGAAGUUUGUACCAUGGUGAAACCUGGAACCCGUGUUGGAAGUAUUGUGUCCUGUGGUUAUUAUUAUGACUGCACAAAAUCGGGACCAGUGAAGCAAUUGUGCUCAGCCGGUUACUCCUAUAACUUUAGAACUCAAAACUGCGCUCCUACAUCCCAGGUUGAUUGCUACUAUGGCAUGGCCAAUCCAUGCGCAGGAAAGGUGGGCAACAAUUGGGUGCCAAAUGUACAAAGUUGUCAAGGAUGGUAUUAUUGCACUGGCGAUAAGAUCGCUGGCCAGGGCAAUUGUGGUAAAGGAGAAAAGUUCGAUAGUACAAGCCAGAGAUGCAUUUACGGUACAUGCAGCAGUGACACGAACGUUGCUGGUCCCACUCUAAAUAAUUAUUGCAACGUGGUGCCGCCAAAUAUGUACUUUGGAUCCACUACUAAUUGUAGACAAUGGUACUUCUGCAGCCCUCAGGGUCAGCUGUCCGAUGGUACAUGCGCAUCCAGCGCAUUUAUUGUGACGACUGGUGCCUGUGGCUUCGAUUCGGCUCCUGGUGCAUGCGACCGAGUUGUUAGUCUUCCUAUUCCCCUUACCUGCAACAGUAAGGGAGAAACUGCAGGCGAUCCAAACACAUGUGGCAACUAUUAUGUUUGCGACGGCUCCAAGUAUCAGCCGAAACAAUGCCCCUAUGGCACCUACUUCGAUAUCAUUGCAAAAACCUGUAUUACCCGCCAAGCCGCUAUUCCCCAACCUGGCUGCAAUCGCUGUCAGUACGCCACUUCACCGUUUGUCAAUGCUGUUGACAAUAAUCUUUGCAAUACUUAUUACUAUUGCAAAAAUGGCGACCAUGGCACAGUAUCCAAAUGUCCAGAAGAUUACUACUUUAAUGAAAAUGAUCAAGCAUGUGCUUCAAAUGGUGGAUUAAAGAAUUAUGCUGCUACCAAUGGUGCAUGUUAUGGAGCUACCGCCCAGGGCAGUACUUCUGUGCAGCCUCCGACUAAGUCAACGGAUCCAACCCCGAAUUCGGAUCCAACCCCGAAUUCAGAUCCAACCCCGGAUACGAAAUCGACCCAGGAUCCAAUUGUGACCCCGGAUAUAAAUUCGACCCCGGAUCCAAAUUCGACCCCGGAUACGAAAUCGACCCCGGAUCCAAACUCGACCCCGGAUACAAAUUCGACCCCUGAUACGAAAUCGACCCCGGAUCCAAACUCGACCCCGGAUACAAAUUCUACCCCUGAUACGAAAUCGACCCCGGAUCCAAAUUCGACCCCGGAUACAAAUUCGACCCCGGAUACGAAAUCGACCCCAGAUCCAAAUUCGACCCCAGAUCCAAAUUCGACCCCAGAUCCAAAUUCGACCCCGGAUCCAAAUUCUACCCCGGAUCCAAAUUCUACCCCGGAUCCAAAUUCGACCCCGGAUCCAAAUUCAACCCCGGAUCCAAACUCGACCCCAGAUCCAAAUUCGACCCCGGAUCCAAAUUCGACACCGGAUCCAAAUUCGACUCCGGACACAAAUACGACCCCAAAAGAAGAUUAGACUCCAAAUACGGAUUUGACAUCACCAAAAUAGUUGUGAUCCAAUCUUUUGCAAAUUCUACUUUUAAUAUGAAUAUAUUUAUGAAAAGUGCGAUAAUAAUUGACAAACUGCACCCAAUUAAAUUAAUAAUAAGGCAAGCAAUUUAAAUAAACCUCGCAAGCAAUAAUGAUA